AUGAGCGGCGCAAACGGCGAGCAAUCGCCUGCAGCCGGAGCUGCUGCACCGGCGGCCGUUGCGACAUCGGCCGUUGCCGGCUGGGUCGAGUACCGCAACGCUGAUGGACGUGUCUACUACCACAAUGCGGCGAUGGGCAAGACGCAAUGGACAAAGCCGGAGGAGAUGUUGACGCCAGUCGAGCGAGCCCUUCUAAAUCAGCCGUGGAAGGAGUACACGGCCGAGGGCGGUCGCAAGUACUGGUUCAACACCGAGACCCAGAAGAGCUCGUGGGAUAUGCCCGAAGCGUACAAAAAGGCACUCGGUCACGACUCAACUCCAGCAACUCCAGCCACCCCCGUGGCCAUCCCGACGGGACCAGCUGCCCAGCGCGACCGACGCGACUACCAGCGCGACUACCGCGAGAACAUACCCGAAUCCCGCCAGCUGGCUUAUGGCAACGGCCACGACGCACCGAGCGCCGCGGGCGCGCUCGUCCCGACCAACAGCGACAACCUGCCCGACUACCCCAACGCCGAAGAGGCCGAGGCCGCGUUCGUCAAGCUCCUGCGGCGCAGCGGUGUCCAGCCCGACUGGUCCUGGGAACAAACCCUGCGUGCCAUUGUGCGCGACCCACAGUACCGCGCCAUCCGCGACGCCAAGGCCCGUCGCGCCGCGUUCGACAAAUACUGCACAGAGGUCAUUGCCAACGACAAGGAGCGCGCCAAGGAGCGGCUCACCAAGCUACGUGCCGACUUCGCUACCAUGCUCAAGAGCCACCCGGAAAUCAAGCAUUCUACUCACUGGAGGACAGCGCGGCCCAUGAUCGAGGGCGAGACCAUCUUCCGCUCUACCAGCAGCGAGGCCGAGCGCCGCCAGCUGUUUGACGACUACGUUGACGAGCUGCGCCGCGCCCACCGCGAGCAGCGCACUGCCGCCCGCAAGACCGCCAUGGACGGGCUCGUCGAGCUGCUGCCCAAGCUCAACCUCGAGCCCUACACCCGCUGGGCUGACGCGCGCCCCAUCAUCGAGGCCACGCCGCCCUUUGUGAAUGACGAGAAGUACCAGUCUCUCAGCAAGUUUGAUGUCCUGACCGUGUUUCAAAACCACAUGAAGGCCCUCGAGCGGACCUUCAACGACGCCCGCCAGCAAGAAAAGACGGCCAAGCUGCGCCGCGAGCGCAAGAACCGCGAGGCCUUUGCCGCUCUGCUGGGCGACCUGGCCCGCGACGGCAAGAUCAAGGCUAGCAGCAAGUGGUCACAGAUCUUCCCGCUCGUUCAGCACGACCCGCGCUACCUUGCCCUCGUCGGCCAGAGCGCCGGCUCCACGCCCCAGGAGCUGUUCUGGGACCUCGUUGACGAGGAGCAGCGUGCCCUGCGCGGCACCCGCAACGACGUCGAGGACGUCAUCGACGACAAGCACUUUGAGGUCACGCCCAAGACGACGUUUGACUCCUUCCUUGAUGUGAUGAAAGACGAUCGCCGGACUGCUAACAUUGACCGAGAGGUUCUUGCACUAAUUUUCGAGCGACUGCAAGAAAGGAGAAAGGAGAAGCGAUCCGACGACGACCGCCUGCAACGCCGGGCGCUGGACGACUUCCGCGCCCUGUUAAAACGCGUGGAUCCGCCCCUCACGGCCACGGAUACCUACGACAAGGUGAAACCCCGUCUCCAGAAGAGUGAAGAAUAUUUGGCUGUCUCGUCCGAUGAGGCUCGUGAGGCCGCCUUUGACAAGUACGUGCGUCGCCUCCGUGACAGGGAUGAUGACGUCGGCGAGCGUGAUAAAGAACGGAUCAAGCAGCGUCGCGAUCGCCGAGAUCGCUCGGUAGACGACCGUGAGCGUGACCGGGACCGGGAGCGUGACCGGGAUCGGGACCGGGAUCGAGACCGACGUCACCGUGGUUCCCGUCUCGGUGGCCGCUCUCACUCACCCGAGGCCGACUCCUACGAGGCCGACCGUCGUCGCGCCAUGGCCGAGCGUGAACGCAACUACCGCAAAUCGAGCGUGGCUGCCGAGAGCCUUGACGGGCGGGACCGGGAACGCGACCGGUCGCGUGGUGACCGAGACAGAGACCGGGACCGGCGCGACAGAGACCGCGAUCGUGAUUAUAUCCGUGAUCGAGAGCGGGAUCGGGACCGGGACCGGGAUCGGCUGCGCGACCGUGAUCGGGAACGAGACCGGGACCGAGAGCGCGAUCGUGACAGAGAACGCGAACGCGAUCGCGAACGCGACCGGGACCGUGACCGGGAUCAUCUACGUGGCGACACAGAAAGCCACUACGAUCGCGAACGGCGGGAACGCGAGGAAGAGCGUGAGCGGCAGUACCGGCGUCGCCUCGCCGACCGGAAUCCUGCCGAGCUCAACUAUGGCGACGACAAGCCGCCUUCGGUCCGCCGUCGCACUAGGGAAGACGACGAUGCUGCCGACCGCCGCGACUCGCGCGACUCCAAGCGUCUGCGGCGCGACUCACCGCGCGAGCGGACACCUUUGACGCGGGCCAGCACUCCCGCAGCGCCCUCGUCUGCUCCGACCGCGGCAGCCGGCGACAACGGAAAGUCCAAAUUGACGACUGCAAAGGCCACAAAGCCGAAGUCGAAAAGCGCCGCCGCUGCCGCUGGCGCGCACGGAGAAGACAUGCACAGCGGCAGCGAGGAGGGCGAGAUUGAAGAAGACUAA
This is a messenger RNA of Sporothrix schenckii 1099-18, 2655 nucleotides long. RefSeq names its product pre-mRNA-processing factor 40. Bases 1 to 2655 code for a protein of 884 amino acids. The record is from RefSeq and is a predicted model, not a curated record. Gene Ontology annotation, molecular function: protein binding; RNA binding. Gene Ontology annotation, biological process: mRNA cis splicing, via spliceosome. NCBI's taxonomy places the organism in Eukaryota, Fungi, Ascomycota, Sordariomycetes, Ophiostomatales, Ophiostomataceae. Gene Ontology annotation, cellular component: U1 snRNP; U2-type prespliceosome. The transcript has 4 exons.